Molecule: messenger RNA, 6363 nt
Organism: Athalia rosae (coleseed sawfly)
Lineage: Eukaryota; Metazoa; Arthropoda; Insecta; Hymenoptera; Athaliidae
Exons: 4
Coding region: 2509-3165 (218 amino acids)
Source: RefSeq, a predicted model, not a curated record
AAUUUUGAAUAUUCAUAACUCUGAUACAAGAAGGGGGCAGAAACAUAAAACAGAGGGCAAUCAAGAGCAAACAUCGAGCAAUACGUAGCAAUUUUUCAAAUAAUUUCAUCACUUCGGGGGGCUAGCUUCAUAAGGGUAUCCCUGUUCCGCUCGUUAUUUUGGUCAGUGAAAAGCAGAAAAAGAACAGGAAGACUUGUGUAUCCUCUGUUCGAUUUUCACCCCUGACAAAUUCUUUAUUUUCCAACAUCCGAAUUACCACAAUAUUCACGAAAAAACAUUCAAACGCUACACGAUACACGACCGAUGAGCUGUACACCCCAGAUCGCCCCAUAUACGUUCGGUAUUUAUGUACUGUGGCAAUAUCCCAACCGUAUUGUACCCAAAAUUUAUCAUCAGACCAGAUGACCUGUUCUACGACCUCCUAGCGAACUUUAAGAUGGCUUCUCUGGUUCAAGGCUAAUGCAAGGCACUUGAACAGACAGUCGCCGCCACCACCUGCAUCUUCAGCCUCAUACAUCACGUUAUUAAUUUUCAUAAAUAAGAUCAUUAAGACCAGAGAGAAGAAAAAUCAAAGAAAAGGAAAACCAAUAAGUGAAAUCAGUGAAUAAAAUAAUGAAGAAAAUGAAGUAACACCAUAGAAAACAAAUGAAUAAAUGAAUCACCUAUAGUAGGGAUGACUAUUUUUAGUUAGUCAUGUUCCAUCUCUGCACCCUUUCCAAAAAUGUUACGUAUAUUUACCGUUUUUUAUCCACCAGUACCCACAUGGCCCAUGUAUCAUAUGUAUCGUCGCGAUAUCGUCUGAAUUUUUGUUCUCGUUUUCAUCUUGAAUUUCCGCAGAAAUGUAGUAGUCUAUCGCCUUCUUCGUCGUUAUUCCAUCAUCUUGUGCCAAAAAUACUGACAUGUUAAUGUGUGGCAUGCUACGUUUUUGAAACUCAAUUACAUGAACGUAUGCUGCAAAGUUUCCAAAAAAUUUCUGGUGGACGAUCACAUCUAUCAAAUGAUUUUUUCAUUCCAAACUGAUCUGAUUCCAUCUUCGUCAUUCAAAUCGUGGGCUUCCACAUCUGAUUCAUUGAGUGUCGCUUUUUUAUUAUAUCUCUUACAUUAUAUCUUAUGAUUAUGUUGCAUUUUAUUGCUUUUCUUGCUUUGCUUUCCUGUGAUAUGAUAUUCAUUAUCUUUAAAUCUACAACUGUUUAUUUUUUUUUGCUCAUCAAAUAAUCAAUUUCUAAUCAACCACUUUAUCUGUUGAAAAUGUCGAUUAUUCGUCAAUGUCAUUCAAAUUCCAACUUCAUGCCUUCAAAUUUCCGCCAUUCGCACAGACGCGUGUCAUUUCGUAAACCAAAUUUGAAUCGAUAAUUUUGGUUAUCGUGAACAUCAUCAUAUUCAUAUUUAUUUGCUUUGUUAUAACGAAUUUUAAGGUUUCAACGCAACCAAUCAGCGAAAUAACAAAAAAUCAGCUGCGUUCAGCGGCAGAAUUCACACAUUUCGCAAAGUCAAAUUGGUCCACACGCAUAAUGCAACGGCACCAAUCUGAUUCGCAAAAUCGACUCGGCCCACAUACAAAUCGCAACGGCACCAAUCGGUACUCGCUUAUUUCACAGCGUGUAUCUAGCAACACUCAGCUCAUUUCAUAUUUCGAUUUUUCAUCUCGUAAUUCAAUUUUCGAUCGGUCAUCAACUUUUUGAGAUAGGAAUCCAAAUUUAUUAAUAAAGGAAGCGCUUGAUUCCAAAACACGCAUAAAUUGAGAGGAAAUAUUGAAGCCCAGUAGAAUAACAAUAGACCAUAAAACCACAUUUUUGUCACGAUUAAUAUCUUAGCUUCUAUAAUUACUUUCCAUGUGGUCGACAACGAUUUCCUGAUUGAAAAAAUUGCAGUUCUGGGAUCCGAGUUCCUCACUCAAAGUCAAGCCAGUCUCAAUUACGUCAAUAUUUGUUUAGAAUGGGACGAUAUUAAAUUACCAUUCGGAUCAGGUAAAGCCGUCAGUAUCCCCGCUAGAUUCAACGUACCCUUUCAUGUUAAAGGGGCAAAUCUGGAAGUCAUCGAAGAAUAUUUACCACGUAUCAGAGUUGAGGGUAUCAUAACCGGUGAUGCUGUCGUUAAAGUUGUCAACGAUUCAGCAUACAUGAGAGCCACAAAUACAACAAAACGCGAUAUCCCCGUAGCAAUACCGACCCUAACAAUCAGGCCUUUUAAAGAACAAACAAACUCCGAGAAGGCGGAUCUUUACUCAGGUAGGAUACGCACUGAAUCUGAUUCUAAGAAGGCAGAAACAGAGUCACCACAAAAUUCGAAAUCCGUCCCAAUUGAGCUCGAUCCUUCGCCAGAUCCAAAUCCGAUUCAGAAUCAGAGCCGAUUGAGCUGAAACCCUCGCUAAAUCAAAAAUCCAAUUUAAAACCCAAGCCAAGAUAGCUGAAUUCUGCGGUAAACCCUCAAUUAAAUUCAAAAUCUAAGUCAGAAGAACUUAGUGAUUUGCGGAGUCCUGAAUUAAUACCAAAUGCAACUUCCGAUCAAAUGACAAACAAAGGACAAAUAAAUAAAUUGUAUGAACCAUUACGACUUGAACAUUCAGAUUCAGAGGAGGAAAAGAGUAUGGAAAAAUUGAUGGUCAAACAUUCUGAUUGUUUCUAUAUACCUGGAGAAACUUUUAAUUUCACUCCAGUACCACAACACCGAAUCACCACGGUUGAUAACCAACCAGUAAACACACGACAAUAUUGGUUUUCACCUAUCCACAAAAGUGAAAUUAAUCUGCAAGUGGGGGAGCUGAAAGACAAGCAAAUAGUAACAUCUUCUGAAUUACCUUACAAUACACUUAUAUGGAUUGUUCCCGAACACCAGAUUCCCAAGGAAAUAUUGCACGUCAAUCUUCUGGCGAGGAAAUGGAAGACAAAGAACCUUCAUCGACGCACAACUGUUAUCGAAAGUUAUCGAAAAAAUUCGAGAGGCAUCAUUCUGAUAAAUAAUAAUAAUAAUAGCAGUAAUAAUGUUAUGAUACACUUCACUUAUCUUAUCAAUGAUUUCUCCUUUGCAGGUGAGACCAAAGUUAGCCGUGUAAUGAAGAAAAACCACGUCCUCAUCGGGUACGUCGAGUCAAUUAUGAUGGAGGCUGUGGUGUCGAUGCUCGUACUCAGUACAGGCGAUCCGCCGCCGUUCAAUGGAACGCACUGAAUUUACUGCCUCGUGUUGUAGAAUAUUACAGUAAACUGGAGAACGAGCGCACUCCCGUCCUGACUUAUCAAUUGUCUUCCCCAGAGUGUCAUUACUUGUCCUUAUCUGAGCAAGGAUUACCUUGAACCGCCAGAGUCAUGUCUAAAUCUACAGCUCACACUUGACCAACGUGACAACGCGCGUCCUAUUCAAAUACAUUUCAUACUUUCAUUACACAACGAGUAUUUGAUGCAAAUGACGACACGUCUAAAUGUUGUACAAAAACUAGCUCGUCAAAACCUCAUAAGCGCUGGACAAAAAUCGAAGCAGUACUAUGAUCGAAAAAAAAUCCACUAGAAUCUAGAGUUGGAGACAGGAUUCUUCAGCCUGGUUCAAAAAUUAUUCACGUUCUUUUCCAGUUCUACUCACGGACGGAAGGUACUGAAGACCCAUUACAAGUCUGUUACUUUUGAGGCUGGUCACGACUUGAGAUAGAAAGGUAGGGUCGAGGCUGUUGAACCUUCGAAAUAUCAACUCGGGAAAGUAUGUUGCUUUGUUGGAAAUAUCUAUCGACACGAGUAGGGAUAAUCUCACACAGCAUGAAUCGAAAUCUUCAGCAGGUGCAAUUAGCGAUUUCAAAUUUAUUUACAGCGUUGUAAUCUGGCACGAUAUUUUGAGUGAAGUAAAUUUGGCUUCCGAAAUGUUACAAAGCCACGUUUCUUAUAUUUCUGAAGGCAAUCAGAUUAUGCAGGAUAUGAUCACAUUCUCUGCGGGGCAUCGAUCCGAUGAAAAUUAUUCUGAGAAAACGUCACUUCGACGAUAGAGCGCCGGAUGAAUUUAUCAGAAACUCAAAACUCGAAGAUAAAAUUAACUUUUCCUAUUUCCUCGUUGACACAGCUGUGACGUCUCUGAAAGAACGGUUUACUUCAUUACCAGCGCAAUCAUAAUUUCAACUUUUUGUAUUACAUAUUUGGUUGAAAAUCUAUAAGGAAGAAAGAAAUCAUGCGAAACUGCAAGAACUCACAUGUAUCAUCAACAUAUGGAGAUAGCAUGAAUAUCGACGGCAUAGACUUGUGUGAUGAAUUGAUGGACUAAUCAAGCCUGCUGCAUCGCGAAAUGAAGCCAUUUCAUGUUUUAAGUCAACCAAAAGAAAUCUGGAUCUCACAACCGUCUUUCCGAAUAAAGUAGUUGCGUUACGCAUUUUAUUGACAUUACUCGUAUCUGUGGCUUCUGGAAAACGCAGUUUUUGAAAAUUAAAAUUAUUCGAGAAUUAUUUACGAUCAUCAAGGAGCCAAGAACGAUUGGUGGAAUAAGCGACGUUAUUGAUCAAACAUAAAUUAUGCAGUUCUAUCUGACACAGCGAUAUUGUUCAUGACUUUGCCAGAAUAAGAGCCCGAAAAUUGAAUUUUGAAGAAGUUUAAAUAUGUUUAUGAACCUAUAACGACGAGGGCGCCAUGGGUAAACAUUGCUCCAGGCGUUAUUGUAUCUAGGCACGGCACUGAAUCAUAGAUUAUACUAAAGACUUGAGAUGCGAUCAUAAGAGGCUCUUUGAUGCAACAGCUAAGUCGCAUGAACCUUUGACCGUGCAAACUAUUGGCAUCUGGAUAAAGUCAUUACUGAUGAAUGCAGGGUCAGAUACUGAGGAGUUCACAUCUUACUGUGUAAGGUAUGCGGCAGUAUCAGCCGCUUUCAAAGACAGGGUCGAUAUUGACACCAUUCGUAGAACCGCGAAUUGGUCUCAAAAUUCUAAAACAUUCGCUAAAUUCCAAAAGAGGCCCAUGAAAAAGCCCCCAGAUCAGUUUACACGAUCUGUAUUACGUGGUAAGAACAAGAGCCAGUAAUAUAUGCAAAAAAAAUUGUCAUUGUGAAUGAAGAAAGCUGUGAUCAAAUGGAAUAAAAUUCAAGUUAUCGCGAUCCCCAAACAUCCAGAUAUGUCAUCAUCGGGGACGGGACGUGUAGUAUAACUGAUUGUUUGUGAUAAUGAUGAUUACUGUUGAUUAGUGUUGAUAAUGAUUACUACCCACCCCUGAAGAAUUCCUGAAUAUAUCCCGUAAUCAUCUUAACAAUCGAAAUACUUGGUAACUUCCCCACCUGACGAUGAACGAUAUGAAGACCGAAGGAGCAAGGGGUAGAGAGACCGCGUGGUCAGCCAUUUUUUAAAUAAUUUCCAACGUUGUGAAGUUUUCACAUAACUGAUACCACUAAGUAUGAUAUCAUUUUCGAACGAGACGUUGCACAUAAUUACAACAAUAAUGAGCAUUUCAAUCGUUUUCGUAUACCUGAAGAAACUUCCAAUUUUACCCCAGGGGGUAUUACAACAUUGAAUCAUCACGGUCGACGACCAAUCGUUAUCGAUUCCCACUCAUUCGCAAAAAUGAAAUCAAUCGGUGAGUGGAAAAAUUGAGAGACAAACAAAUAGUACAAUCUUCUGUAUCACCUUACCAUACAUCUAUUUAGAUCGUCCCUGAAAGUCUAGACUCUCGAAGUAACAAACGAUGAAGACUCAUAUCAGACUUUAGAGCUGUGACACGCAUGGAAUGAGUGGAAAAAUAAGUCGUAACACAAUUAGCUAUGCUCUAUAUCAAAAGACCUCUCGAAGUUCGCGCCAGACAAAGUCCCGUAACUCACCGCUAGAUGGCCAGCCGCCUUGACCUUGCCCUUAGUCAAAACAUAGCGCGUAGAAAAUGAGACUACGGCAGGUCGGUCGGGCAGGAGCGUAGCGGCUUGUCGUGGCUUCACUAUACAGGGUGAAUCCUUCAACUCUGUCAACCCGUCAGGGGUAUGUUGGGGCUGCUCAGACAAGCAAUUUGAGGUAACACACUUAUGGUCGGAAACUUCUCCUAACGGCUGUGCAGGGCUUUGAAGAUUUUUUAAAAAUUUAUUUAUUCAUUUAUUUAUUUUUUCUGGUACCCAGGGGUUGCUCGUACUUUCGCUCGGAUUCGAACGCAAUGGUUUGUUCCGCGCUAAACAACGUACUUCUUAGUGUCUCAUCGGUACAAUGACAAGUCGAGUAAUUAUGAACCGCCUUACUUGGGUCGAGCUAACAGAUGUGCAUUAUGCGUACCGCGCCAAUGAUUCCAAUUCACUCGCUGCGCAACGCUGGUAUCGUGAACGGUUCCCAAACCGACCUUUUCCCCACAGGCAAGUUUUCUCUGCAGUUAAUCGUCACGCGAGGGAAACUGGGUACCAUAAAGAAAAAAUUAAAAACAAAAAAAAAUU